UUCAGUCUGAACCACCUGCAAAAAACAUGGCUACAGUUCGGAUGGCUGCAAGACUUUUUCUAGUGGCAGUGUUCAUAGCGACAGCGUUCGGCAAACCAGCCUACGAUGACUCUUCUGACGAGGACCAUUCGGCGCAUCUGCUAGCGCGCAGUGCGCAUGCACAGUCAAGAGCAACAGCACCCACCGACCAGGAGCGCACGCCCGAGUACUGGAGCGACAUGGCGCGGGCGUCCCUCGCCGCCGCUCUCCGCCUGCAGACCUUAAACACGAACGUGGCCAAGAACGUGGUGCUGUUCCUGGGAGACGGGAUGGGCGUCUCCACGGUAACCACGGCCCGGAUCCUGAAGGGACAAAAGGCGGGAAACCCGGGAGAGGAGACCGUGUUGGCCAUGGACUCUCUACCGUACACUGCUAUGUCUAAGACCUACAAUAUCGACGCGCAAGUGCCCGACUCAGCCGGGACUGCCACGGCGUUCCUGUGCGGGGUGAAGGUGGAGGGCGGGGUGGUCGGCGUGGACGGGAGAACACGGUACGGCAACUGCAGUUCCUCCAAGGGUCGCGAGGUAGAGUCCAUCAUCGUGCACGCAGAAAGAGCAGGGAAGUCGACAGGAAUCGUCACCACCGCCCGAGUGACCCACGCCACGCCGUCGCCGGCCUACGCUCACUCCGCCGCACGCGGCUGGGAGGCCGACAGCGACCUGACCGCCGAGGCCCGGGACAACAACUGCACCGACAUAGCCUAUCAACUGGUGGAGGAAGCGCCCGAUAUAGAGGUUAUUAUGGGAGGUGGAAGACGGAAGUUCACGCCCCGGAGCAUGGCGGAUCCGGAAUCCGGAUCCGGAGAUCGAGACGACGGCGUAGAUCUGAUCCAGCGCUGGCAGGACAGUAAAUCCGGAACGGCACGCUACGUCUGGAACGGAACAGACUUCAGAAAUGUCGACCCGGACUCGACGGAUUACCUUCUAGGUCUGUUUGAGAGCAGUCACAUGAAGUUCUCUGCUGACCGCACCUCAGACCCGGCCGAAGAGCCGACCAUCGCUGACAUGACCAGGAAGGCGAUUCAAAUCCUCCAGAAAAACACAAACGGUUUCUUCCUGCUAGUUGAAGGAGGCCGAAUUGACCACGGCCAUCACGGGGCCACGGCAGUCAAAGCUCUAGAGGAAACCGUGGCGCUUGAUGACGCUGUGCAGGUGGCUAAAGACAUGCUGAGCACGUCUGACAGCCUGAUUGUGGUGACGGCGGACCACUCCCACACACUGGCGUUUGCGGGCUACCCUGACAGGGGACACCCCAUAUUUGGGAAAAACGUGUACAAAUACUCCAAUCCUGACUACACCUGGGACGGUCUGCCGUACACCACCCUGCUGUACGGGAACGGCGCCGGGUACGGGCUGGCGGAGACCACCCGGGGGAACACCACGCACGUCACACGGCAGAACAUCACCGACGUCAAUACAGCGGAUAAGGAGUACAGACAACAGAGCGCCGUCCCGCUCCAGAGUGCGACGCACGCGGGGGAAGACGUCAUCAUCAUGGCGGACGGACCCAUGGCACACCUGUUCCACGGCGUGCAGGAGCAACACUACAUCGCCCAUGUGAUGAUGUACGCAGCCUGUCUGGGGGAGUAUACGGACCACUGUGACAAACCGGCCACGACCAAGCCCGCCACGGAUGCAGGGGCUGCCGCUAGGGGGAGCCUCUACACCGUCGGCUUGACUGCAGUUCUUUGCGGGCUACAGAUACUGGCGGCCACGCGUUUCUAGUUCUGGUGCUGACGAGCUGUGGUGUUGGGUGUGUGUGUGUGUGUGUGGGGGGGGGUGAUUCCGGGGCCGGGUAAUCUCCAAGCAGAUGUUGGGUGGAGGAUUGUAACGUUUUCUGACUAUCGAGCUUCUAUGACAGCAACCCACCCAGAAAACGUUCCUCAGCCCCAACAUCUGCUUAGAGAUUAGCUUGAAGUCUAUUGACAGCUCAAGGUUCAUUCCCAAUGCGCAAUUGUCCAUUUGUUUGGACUCGUGUCACAGAUACAGAAGAUACAUGUACCGACUACGAAAUUAUACCGUGAGCUAUUUUUAUUGAUCAUUGUUACCCUCUUUAAUCUAGUUUUUUUUCCAGCAAUUCUGCGAUAGGUAUUCAGACACUUUCAUUGUAAUAACUAUUGAGAAAUAAAAGCCCAAUCAAUCUUUGCUACACAUACAUUGCAUGUCCAGCUAUCACUACAAGUAUAUGAUUCAUCUACAGAUUAGAUUGAUUAAAAAACCCUUCCUAUCGCCUGUACAUGUAUAUAUGACGUGAGGAAAAACGUUACCACUGUUGAAACUCCACACCGGCCAGUGUACAUCGACACAUGACGUGUGAGAACAGCUGGGUAAAGUACGAUAACCCUAGAGCGUAGGUCAAUGCCAAGAACUCGAC
This is a messenger RNA of Branchiostoma belcheri (Belcher's lancelet), 2412 nucleotides long. RefSeq names its product alkaline phosphatase-like. Gene Ontology annotation, biological process: dephosphorylation. Gene Ontology annotation, molecular function: alkaline phosphatase activity. The coding region runs from base 27 to 1763 and encodes 578 amino acids. Lineage: Eukaryota; Metazoa; Chordata; Leptocardii; Amphioxiformes; Branchiostomatidae. The record is from RefSeq and is a predicted model, not a curated record. The transcript is spliced from 11 exons.